AUGUCUCCGCUCCGUUUACUUACAAGGACUGCUUUCAGUUCACCAGCUUACCAAAUUACUUCUUCCUUUUUUUUUUUUUUUCUAUUUUUUUCUUGGUUAUGUCUGUAAUUAGUUUCUCUUUAAUCUGAGACUGAAUUGUUUUGUUACAUUUGAUUAAUCAACAUCUAAAACAAGAUAAUCACCGAACGGAUAUAUUCUUGUUCGAUUCCAUCCAUCACUGUUUCUUUUUUGUCUUCCAAAUGAAGAUUCGAUCUUUGUAGUUAUGCUGUUUUUACUCUUUCUAAGGCCCGUUUCGUUCAUCUCCUACACUUCUUUAAACUCUUUCCUUUAUGGCUAUUAGAGGAGUCGAUUUCAAGUGGUAUGAUGGGUUCUUCUUGUCUAUGCUGGCUACAAGUGUAAUCAUUGUUGCAAUCAAUUGGAAGCGCUAUCAUCUUUGUACAUACCCGUUGCAUAUAUGGAUUGUGGUCGAUUACACUACUGUGUUCGUUUUUCGUCUUUUGAUGUUUGUAGAUAAUGGACUUGCCGCUGGAAUGGGUUUGGAUUUUGGAUGGCAGCAGAGGUAUGCUCGUUUUUGUGGAAGAAUAGUGGUUCUUUCAAUUCUAUCUCUGCUACUUUAUCCAUUUCUUUGGGCUUGGACUAUAAUUGGCACUCUAUGGUUCACCAGCGCAAGGAACUGUCUGCCAGAAGAAGGUCAGAAAUAUGGUUUCCUGAUUUGGCUUCUUUUUAGUUACUGUGGACUGCUCUGCAUUGCUUUUAUGUCUAUGGGAAAGUGGAUGGCACGGAGACAAGCACACCUAUUACUUGCUCAGCAGGGGAUUCCUAUUUCAGAAUAUGGGGUUGUGGUGGACAUGAUUCGAGUACCAGAUUGGGCAUUUGAAGCUGCAGGCCAAGAGAUGAGAGGCAUGGGCCAAGAUACAGCAUCAUACCAUCCUGGACUUUAUUUGACUCCAGCUCAGAGAGAAGCAGUGGAGGCACUUAUUCAAGAACUUCCAAAAUUCAGGUUAAAGGCUGUUCCUACUGAUUGCAGUGAAUGUCCAAUCUGCUUGGAAGAGUUCCAUAUAGGGAAUGAGGUUAUUUAUAUUGAUGUUAGAGCCACUAUGUUCACAGCUUUGGAAAUUUAUACUCUGUCCCCAGUUCGUGGCUUGCCUUGUGCACACAAUUUUCAUGUAGAAUGCAUUGACGAGUGGCUUAGAUUGAAUGUGAAGUGUCCUCGAUGCCGAUGUUCUGUGUUCCCAAAUCUUGACCUCAGUGCCUUGUCCAACCUCCGAAGUGCUGACUCUGAACGACCAUCAGCCAGUGUAGUAACAACAACCCAAUAUGUGAGAACCCAGCCUCCCAGCCAGAGCUAUUUAUUGAGAUUGCAAGGUUUGCUCCGUCCCGUCCGAACAGGCAAUGCCGGUGCACUUAAUGAUGCAGAUGUUGCUUUAGAAACUGCUGAGAAUGGAGGCUUGAAUGUGGCAUCUCAGGAUUCUACAGGCACAGAAACUGUACCAGGACACGGUCUUGGUGGUCACUCCACUGCACCACAACAGUGAACUUUUUCUUGAAUUUUCCCUGACGAUUUUUUCUAACAUCUAGCCCAAAGAGGCUAGACGAUGAUGUUUGUCCAUGGCCAUUGCUAAACACUUGCACUGGUUGCUCACUGUAACGAAUGAUUUGUAAGUUGACCUACCAGUAUAUCAAGUUCUCUGAUUCAAGAGUUUGUUAAUUGUAAUCACAUUGGAAAAUGACGUUCCAUAUUCGUAGUUAUGUACAUGCAUAAAGUUACGGAGCAAUGUUCUAAAUUAAA
Molecule: messenger RNA, 1789 nt
Organism: Durio zibethinus
Lineage: Eukaryota; Viridiplantae; Streptophyta; Magnoliopsida; Malvales; Malvaceae
Source: RefSeq, a predicted model, not a curated record